AUGAAUGUGUUUGAAGGAGCUUUCGUCAAGAAUGUCGUAAAAUGGAGCAAUGCUCGAAAUCUACAGAGUGUAGCAAGAAGAUUAGCACCAACAGCAUCAUCUAUAUCGAGAUCCGUACCACGAUCAUUUUGUACGAGUAUCAGAACUGUGUAUCAGCUGCAGUACAGGACGUUUUCGACAAAACCAUUAGAGAUAAGUCGUGCUGAAACUAGUCGUAAGAAGAAGGGUGUUCGUGGAGUUGGAGCUGACGAGCUUUCAUCAUCACCUGUGCCGGUACAACGUGCAACAGCAUUCUGCACCGCAGAAGAAUAUAACAUCGAAAUCCUCCUACCCCUAUUACAACGCCACUAUGCCAUGCAACCAUAUAUUACUGAAUUCGUCUACCAUUUCAAACUGCGAGAUAGUAACUUACCCGAAGGAGGUCCAGAAGCCUUCUUUUUCGAUGACGGGACUUUUGUAACGUGGGGUGCAACACCUGAACAGAAUGAAUUAUUAUUGCUUCAGAUCAAGGCUGCUGAGAUUAAUGGAUAUCGGGGGCCUGAGAAUGAGUUUUUUGAUUACUUUCAGGAUCCAGAACAGGUCAGCACAAUGGUAGGAGACACCAUAGUAGUAGGCUCCGACCUAGCUCCCUACCAAGCAAAACUAGCCUUCUCAUCAGGAAUGGCGCGAUCUGUAAAACUAGGUGCCCUCGAGUCACUCCUUGACACGCACCUUUCCAAAAACCGUCACAUCCCAUCCGUCCUCUUAUCAGGUCGCAAACUACCACUGUCUCGACGAGCAGUCCUGCAAUCUCUAGGUGAAUUAUUCUCGUUACGUGGUAACCUCAACCUCCAUAACGAAUUACUGGAUUCUCCAGACUUCUUGUGGAGUUCGAAAAAUAUGGAAAAGUUAUUUGAUAGGAUUUCCAGGAACUUGGAUGUUGUGCCUCGUAUUGCGGUGUUUAAUAAGAAGCUGGAUUAUGCUAAUGAGUUGGCGGAUGUGCUGAGAAAUCAUUUGCAUGAACAGCAUUCGCUAAAGUUGGAGUGGGCUAUUAUUAUUCUUAUUGCUAUUGAGAUUGGAUUUGAGUUGGUUCAUUACGCCGAACGAUUGGGAUAUGUCGACUUGGAUGUUUUGGCAAAGAAACAGCCCAGCAAGCUGGAGAAUAUGGAAAAUAUGGACUCAUCAAAUGUCCCUCCUGAAGUUCUGGAGGAAAUACAGGCUGCUAUAGACUCGUCAUCGUCGACAUCAUCAAAAUCGAACUAA
This is a messenger RNA of Synchytrium microbalum, 1242 nucleotides long. RefSeq lists its product as uncharacterized. Bases 1 to 1242 code for a protein of 413 amino acids. Gene Ontology annotation, biological process: positive regulation of mitochondrial translation. NCBI's taxonomy places the organism in Eukaryota, Fungi, Chytridiomycota, Chytridiomycetes, Synchytriales, Synchytriaceae. The transcript has 5 exons. The record is from RefSeq and is a predicted model, not a curated record.